Messenger RNA from Macrosteles quadrilineatus (aster leafhopper), 712 nucleotides. RefSeq lists its product as uncharacterized. Lineage: Eukaryota; Metazoa; Arthropoda; Insecta; Hemiptera; Cicadellidae. The transcript has 6 exons. The record is from RefSeq and is a predicted model, not a curated record. Bases 1 to 453 code for a protein of 150 amino acids.
AUGUUACCGCCUUCCCCCCACCAUCGUCCGGCCGCAGCGCACGGCGUCAGUCGAGCACCCGCUCUUAACGUGGUAAGUUGUGCGUUUGUGCGCGGGCAUGGAUUGCUGCGUACUGUCGCAAUCGAUCCACUGUCAGGACCAGAUCGUCCUGGAUUGUCAGGAUUACAACGACCAAUCGCAGACCGCAUACGUGGAUUCUUGGCUUCAACAAAUGUAGCAAAUGGCUCUACGGAGUGGAAAGAAAAUAAAACUAAAAACUCCACCUACUCCGAAAGAAAAAAACAAAGAGGACUCAACCAACGAAACAGAAAAGGAUUGCCAGAUGAACUAGCUGAUAUGCAAAAAAGAAAGAAGAAACAAAAAGAGCGAAGGCUUAAGAAAGAAUGGUUGGCAAAUGAAGUGCAAAAACGACAGAAAAAACAAAAGAGAGAAGACUUAAAAAAGAAUGGUUAGCAAAUGAAGAUAUUAUGGAAUAUUUUUGUGAAUGCUACAUCCAGUUGAUGUUUACUCAAGCAUAAUAACAGCAGAAAUGUCUGAAAGUGACAGCAGUUUCUCAUCAGUUUACUCAUCAGAGUGAGCUCUUUUUAAGUCCAAGGCUCAGGGUAAAUCGUCCUCGGAUGUAAAGCCCACAACCAAGUCUGCAUCCAAACCAAAAACCUUCAAAGAAGGCCCUGGUUGUAACUUGUAUUUAUGAUUCAUAUUGUUUUUUAAU